Messenger RNA from Chaetura pelagica (chimney swift), 3309 nucleotides. It is a transcript of the gene AMER1, whose product is annotated as APC membrane recruitment protein 1. The coding region runs from base 1 to 3309 and encodes 1102 amino acids. Gene Ontology annotation, cellular component: plasma membrane. The transcript has a single exon. NCBI's taxonomy places the organism in Eukaryota, Metazoa, Chordata, Aves, Apodiformes, Apodidae. Gene Ontology annotation, molecular function: phosphatidylinositol-4,5-bisphosphate binding; beta-catenin binding. Gene Ontology annotation, biological process: regulation of canonical Wnt signaling pathway. The record is from RefSeq and is a predicted model, not a curated record.
AUGGAAAGAGGCUGCACAGAGGAGCCCACCCGGCCCGGGUGGCAGCCGGGGCUGUGCGGGCAGCCGGAGGGAAGUGACCAGCAGAGGGAGGAGAGCGGGGCCGGGCUGCCCGAGCAGGGCAACGGCUCCAUGACAGCUGCUGAGCCACAGCAGCCUCCUGGCAAGCUGAAGAAAACUGCUUUCAAACUGUUUGGAGGGAAGAGGAGCAUCUGUACACUACCCAGCUUCUUUGGAGGCAGGAACAAGGGCCAAGGGAAAGCAGCCUCUAAAAAGGGCCUCAGUAAAUGUAAGACCCACGAUGGGCUCAGUGGUGCUGCUUAUGACAAGGGCGAUGGGGUGCAGCUGGAAAGCCCUUUGGAGGGGAGCAGGGACUCGCAUCCUUGCCCCCUGCCAAGCUCCCAAAGUGCUCAUGUGGCCAUAGACACUAGUGCCAAGUUUGAUUUUGGCCAGCAGGACAGCUCUCCACCUGGGAGUAUUGAAGGCUGUGAGAAAAAGCCCAAUGGAGAUAAGUCCUUUCCCAGACCUAAAAAAGGCCUGAAAGGGUUUUUUAACAGCAUCCGCCGUCACCGGAAGAGCAAGGUUCCCGAGUGUGAAAAAACACAGCUCCCCGAGUGGACUGGGGAUUCAGAGCAGGCUGGCAAAGCUCCUGGUGUGGGAGCAGAGAGCCAAGAGGCCAUGGAGGGAAGGGAACUGGGACCUGUCCCUCUUGCCAUGGCCUGCCCGGGCUGCUUGGAGGACAAGUGCUCGGUAGGCACAGCCACCCACUGCGGGGAGACUGCUGAGCCUGGCUGUCUCACAGCUGAUGAAGGCACCUGUGUGGGCGACAUGGUGGUGAUGCCACGGAAGAGGGACACUCUGGAUAAAAAAUCAGAGACUGAUGCUGUUGCCUGCACAGAGUUUGACCACGGCAAUCUGCUGCUGGACUUCCCUCCUGACUUCAUCGACAAUGACCCUCCCUGCCUACACUCUGGGGACCUCCUAGAUCUUAUCUUAGGAGAUGCCACAUCCUUAAAGAGCUUUGAUUCCCUGACAGGGUGUGGAGAUGACAUUGCUGAGCCUGACAUCACUGAGAGCACCAUCUCUGUGGAGCGCAGCAGAGAAGCUGCUAAACGGAGCUCCUGCCUGGUCACCUACCAGGGUGGUGGGGAGGAGAUGGCCAUACCUGAGGAGGCAGAGGAGUACCUCCACCAGAUAUGGAAUGGCAACGUGGCAGGGGACAGGACCUAUGAAGCCCAGGUGUCAAGUAGCAGUUUGGAGACACACGCCUCCCACGAGGUGGAAGCGCAUCCCUACCUAGGGGAUGCAAUGGAUGGUGUGGACCUCCUGACUCCACAGAGUGACCAGCAAGAGUCAGCCCCUAAUAGCGAUGAGGGUUAUUAUGACUCCACCACCCCAGGGCCAGAGGAUGAAGCUGGAGAUGGGCUCAGUGAGAUCAAGAAGGACCGUCUUCCCAGAGACAGUUACAGUGGUGAUGCACUUUAUGAGUUUGACACAUUGAUGAGUCCCUCACACGGAGAUGAAUCCCUGUUUGAGGGCAAAAUCUCACGCCCGGGGAUCUUCAGCUACUUCUUGGACUUCUGCCUCCCUGCUGAGAAGAGCUUGAAUCACAUGAUGGAUCAGAAAAGAGGGGUGAUGGAAACAGAGGAGCGGCUAGCGGCCAUUCAGAAAGAGCUGCUGUACUGGGAGCUGCAGAGGGAGCCGGUCUUGAAACGACUUGAUCUUCCAGACAAGGAGAAGUGUCCCCGAGAAAAGCAGUGCAUUGAAUGUAAAACUAGAGCAGCCAGCUCGAUGGGCAAGAAUCAGAGUGGCCUUGGUAGUGAGCAGGUGGCCUCGCACACCCCAAACAGGGGUGUGCAUACUGGGGUUUUGGUGGCUAGAGCAGAAAAUCCAGAGUGGAGAGAUUUUCCAGGGACUCUGUCUCAGCCGAACUGUUACAACAGCCAAAAAGCCCAAGGAAGUUGCCUUAUUCAGCUCACGAAGAACAACUCGGGGUUCAAUUCGGACCCAGAUUGUGGGUUGUUUGGGGGCUCCAUCCUCGGUGGCAUAGCCCCAGCCAAAGCAGGGAUGUUCCCUGGCUACAGACUCCCAGAGCCUGAGUGUGGCAGCGGAGAGGAGACCACCACCAGCAAGUCCCAGGUGGGCAGCGAGUGUGAGCCUGAGCAUGCUGUGAGCUUCUCGCAAGCGCUGGUGGAGUUUGCCAGCAGCGGGACCCUCUUCUCCAGCCUCUCCGAAAGCCUGGGGAGCUCUGCCUCUGGCUCUUCCUUCACCCAGAACCUCCCUGCCCUCCCCACCAUGGUUACGUUCGACGUCGUUGAUGUGGAGCAGGAAGGAGAAGGGGAGUGUGAGCAGCACCCUGAGAUGAAUGCCGGUGAGGACAUUGCCGAGGCCUUUGACGAUGGCUACGGACAGAAAGAGUCACUGGCCGAAUGUGACGAAAGAAUGUCCCCGGGGUAUUCCCCGGGCUCCUUCCAGAGCUGCAACUGGGGUGUUGCCAGCCUGCCCCGGCACAUGCGGCUCCAUGGGCUGAACCCCUCUCUGCCAGCACCCCUCUCUGUUGACCGUAGGAGCCGGUCACUUGACACAGAGAGCUUGGAGGUUGAGCUUGCUGACUCACAGGUUGUCAGGAGCAGCCCUCAGCCCAGCCGGCUGUGGUCAAAGCGGGAAAGCAGCAAAAAGGACUCAGGUGGAGCAAGGAGGAGCCGGAGCAAGGAGGAGGGCGAGCUGGUGGCUCUUGAUGGUGGGUUGAGCUGGCCAGGCUUGCAGCACCUUCCGCAUGACACCGACAUGGCUGCUGGGGGGAUGAAGCACUGGGGCUUCGCUCCAGCUGCUGCAAUGGAGAGCACCUGGGAGCCACCAGAGCUGCAGGGCACCAUGUCCCCUUUCCUGUCUCUUUCCCAGAGUGUUGCUGGACAGGCUCCGGAGAGGCGGCCCCAAGAGCUGGAGGUGAGCAGGCUGCUCCGACCCUCCGAUUUACCUUUGCAGCCUGACACCAGGCAGUCCCGGGAGACAGCCAGUUCCUGCAGGUACCACGGGGACCUCAGCACCAAAAAGCUGUCCCACUUUUUACCCUUGGGAGAAACUGAGUCCGAGCUGCCCACGGGCUUUAGUUUCUCUUGCUCCCCAGAGAAGCGCACCAAGUGCAAACCCAUCGGCAUUGCCCAGGGAAUGCCUCAGCAUCCCAACGGCAGCACCAGUGCCGUACAAAGCCCGGAGUGCUGCGGAGAGCCCCUGAAAGGCAGAGCGCCCCCUGGCCGCGUGCUGCCCACGGGCUGCCAGAGCACUGCCAUGAAUGUCACCAAAGCCAAAUAG